AUGGGGGGAAGCCUCACGAAAAUCUGGACACGGCUGAUGGGGCUCAAGGAGCGCAAGAUCGUCAUGGUGGGCUUGGAUGCUGCGGGGAAGACCACGGUGCUGUACCGCUUGAAGCUCAAUGAGCUGGUCAUGACCAUUCCCACCAUAGGCUUCAAUGUGGAGACAGUCGAGUACAGAAACCUCCGCUUGACGGUUUGGGACAUCGGAGGUCAGGACAUCAUCCGCCCGUUGUGGAGACAUUACUUCCUGGGAACUCAUGCGAUGAUCUUCGUGGUGGACAGUUCAGAUCAUCGCCGGAUACAGGAAGCACGAGAGGAGCUGUGGACGAUGUUGAAAGAGCCCGAAUUCUCUGCGGAGGCGCCCGUCUUGGUGCUGGCCAACAAACAGGAUCUGCCGGACGCCAUGUCGGGCAAAGAGGUCUCAGAGAAGCUGGGUCUGUUGGAGAUCGAGGGCCGUCCCAUCUUGGUACAGCCCAGCAGUGCGCCCAAAGGUGAGGGGCUCUUCGAAGGAUUAGAUUGGCUGACGAAAGCCAUGACGCGACGUGAAAGAGCUGUUUCUUUGCGCUGGUUUUGA
Cladocopium goreaui is the source of this 573-nucleotide messenger RNA. The record is from the annotation of a GenBank genome assembly. NCBI's taxonomy places the organism in Eukaryota, Dinophyceae, Suessiales, Symbiodiniaceae.